GCAAGGCCAGCUAGGCCUUGCCGCACUCAUCAGAGUCGAAGACGCCUUCACUUGCCUCUUCGUCGUGUCAUGGUGCCGUAGAAAGUCGUGCUUGAGGGACCGCUGGAAGAAACCGGAGUGAAAUCAUGGCACCCAAGCGGAAUAACAUGAUCCCCAAUGCUCAUUUCCACAAGCAUUGGCAAAACUACGUGAAAACGUGGUUCGAUCAGCCUGCCAGAAAAGCUAGGAGGCGAAAGAACAGGAUCGAGAAGGCUAGGAGGAUAGCUCCACGCCCUGUCUCUGGUCCGCUUCGACCCGUCGUUCGUUGUCCGACUAGCCGAUACCAUAAAAAAGUCAGGGCUGGGCGAGGAUUCAGCCUGGAAGAACUCAAGGCAGCUGGCCUGAACAAGCACUAUGCUCGGACAGUCGGGAUUGCUGUUGACCACAGGAGGAGGAACAACUCUGUGGAAGCACUUCAGCAAAAUGUUCAGCGUCUGAAGGAGUAUCGCUCUAAGCUCAUCCUGUUCCCUCGCAAGUUGACUAAGCCCAAGAAGGGUGACUCCAGUCCUGAAGAGUUGAAGUUGGCCCAGCAACUGAAGGGACCAGUGAUGCCCAUCAGCCAGCCUGUGAAGGUUGAGAAGGCCAGGGUUCCAACUGAAGAGGAGAAGAAUUACUCGCCUUUCAUCACCCUGCGUCUGGCCAGGUCCAAUGAGCGUUAUUUUGGUAUUCGCCAAAAGAGAGCCAAGGAAGCAGCAGAGGACCCAGAAGCAGCCAAGAUGGCUGCUGAGAAAAGGAAGGCUAAGGGCAAGAGCAAGAAGAAAUGAGUUCUUUCUGACUCUUGUUCCAUCCAUGAAGGAUAAAGCUAUGUUCUAUGAUGGAAAGCUCAAUGGAAA
Darwinula stevensoni is the source of this 872-nucleotide messenger RNA. NCBI's taxonomy places the organism in Eukaryota, Metazoa, Arthropoda, Ostracoda, Podocopida, Darwinulidae. The record is from the annotation of a GenBank genome assembly.